This is a messenger RNA of Phialemonium atrogriseum, 1415 nucleotides long. Its product is annotated as 2og-fe oxygenase superfamily protein. NCBI's taxonomy places the organism in Eukaryota, Fungi, Ascomycota, Sordariomycetes, Cephalothecales, Cephalothecaceae. The transcript has 2 exons. The coding region runs from base 152 to 1324 and encodes 390 amino acids. The record is from RefSeq and is a predicted model, not a curated record.
CCGACAUUGGGUAGCCGGUAAUCCGUAGAGGAGGGGCAAAUGAACUGAUUCAAUUCCACGACGGUCUCGCGCUGUCCUUUGACCCAAGACUGAACUACCUUUUGUGCUUUUUUACUCUGACAGAGAUCUAGCUCUCUGCUCUCCCUUGAAAAUGUCGUUCACCUCGAUCCCCAUCCUGGACCUGGCACUCGCCAAGGAUCCGGCCACCAAGCCGGCCUUCCUUUCCGAUCUCCGCCACGCGCUCAUGGAAGUCGGCUUCCUGUAUCUCAAGAACGUAGGGAUCCCCGACGAGCUCUUCCAGCAAGUCAUCAAGGAGGGCAAGGCAUUCUUCGACAUCCCAAUGGAGGAAAAAUUGAAGGUCGAGAUGAAGAACGCGCCGUCCUUCCUCGGCUACAGCCGCCUCUCCGCUGAGGUGACCGCCGGCGCGAUCGACCACCGCGAGCAGAUCGACCUCUCGACGGAGCACCCGGUCCCGGGACCGGACGCCCCGCGGUACUACAACCUGCUGGCGCCGAAUCAGUGGCCGGCCGAGUCGGUGCUGCCGGACUUCCGGCGGGUGUUCACCGAGUACAUUCCGCGAAUGGGCGAGAUAUCCAUCGGCUUCACGCGGCUGAUCGCCGAGGCGAUCGAGCUGCCCCCCGACUCGUUCGACAAGUACUUUGACGCGGACCAGCAGCACAAGCUCAAGGUGGUCAUGUACCCGGACGUCUCGGACCUGGGCACGGCGGGCAAGGAGGGCAACCAGGGGGUGGGCCCGCACAAGGACAGCAUGCUGUCCAGCUACCUGCUGCAGGCGACGGGCCACCGCGGCCUGCAGGUGCAGAACAUGCGCGGCGAGUGGAUCGACUGCCCGCCCGUCGACGGCACGCUCGUCGUCGCCAUCGGCCAGGGGCUCGAGGCGCUGACGCAGGGCGUGUGCGUGAGCACCACGCACAGGGUCCUGUCGCCCGCGGCGGGGCAGGGGCCGAGGUUCUCGAUCCCCUUCUUCCAGGGCGUCAGGGGGGAUGCCGAGUUCGAGGACCUCGAGACCGUCGGCGUGGGGCAGGUCCCCGAGGCGAUCAAGGAGCAGAGGAGGGCCGUCAUGGAGCGGAACGGGGGCCGCCUCGACGACGUUGAGUUUACCUUCAGGAAGGGCGGCGUUGCCAAGACCCUGGGCGAGGCUACCCUCCGGAACAGGGUCAAGAGCCACCCGGAUGUGGGCGAGAGGUGGUAUCCGGACAUCUUGGCUGAUAUCCGGGAGGAACAGGCCAGGGCAAAGAAGGAUAGUCAGAGCCCGGGUGUCUCUGCGGCCACGCCCUCCGCCAAGGCGGUUGAGGCACAUUGAGACAGACGGCCGUACUAGACGGGAAUAUAUACCUAUAUAUGUAUAUAUAUCUGUGCACCCGGGAAUGAACAGUGUACCAGCAUAAUCGCAG